AUGGCAGCUGAAGCAACACCAGAGUCAACAGCAGCUGAAGCAACACCAGAGGAAAGAGCAGCUGAAGCAACACUGGAGGAAACAGCAGCUGAAGCAACACCAGAGGAAACAGCAGCUGAAGCAACACCCGAGGAAACAGCAGCUGAAGCAACGCUGUCACAGAAAGGAAGUGAAGUGCUGAAGUCAAUGAUGCAGCCAGAAACAGAAAAUAAAGAAAGUGUUUCAGAAAUUCUGACAGCAGGUACUGUAGAAGUGUUAAAGACUGAAGGAGAAACAUCAGUUACCAUGACAGAUGAACCUGGAGGAGAGACUUUAGUUCCCAUGACAGAUGAAAGUGCAGGUGAAACAUCAGUUCCCAUGACAGAUGAACCUGCAAGUAAUUUUGAAAUUACAUCAGAAAAUAUAGCAGAAGCAGCAUCAAUUGCAAGUGAAGCACUUGAUGCUGAAACAGAUAAAGAAACAAAAACUAUUGAAAGUCUUUCAGAAAUUUCAUCAGAGGCUGCAGAAACUGCAAUUUUUAUAGGAGAGAAAGAAAAGGAAACAAAGGAAAUGGAAUCUAUAAAGAGUGAAAGUGAUGGAAUAGAUGAAUCUUCAAUAUCUAUAGCAACCCCUUAUCAAGAAUUGAAUAAAUCUGAAAAACAGGACACUGAAUCUGAUGUUAAGAGUUCUGUAGCACCUACAGAACUAGAAGUAAGUGACACUGCCCACACUGAGGUCGCUAAAAAAACAGAUACCUUAAACUAUGAAACAGAUGAUUAUACAUACUUGCAACUGGGAACUUCUUCAGCAUCUGUUGUGAAAGCUAGUCUAUUACCAGAAACUUUUGAACAGAAAUCUUACUCUGAGGAGAUGGAAAUCCAAGAAGAUAAUAUUAUAGCAGAAGUGCUGGAUAAAGAUUCUGUUAAGAAAAAGGAGCAGAAUUUGAUGGAAAUCAAGAGGCCAGAUCAAGAAAAUUCAUAUGAAAUACCAUAUGAAGUUCCCAGUGCACUGAAAAAGUACAUUGAUCCAUCAUGUACUGAAUGGCAGGAUCCUAAGACAAGGAAAAUGGUUUACAAAUUGGCAGUUCAAAAUUAUUACAGUGACACUGGAACAAGGUUUGAAAGAAGUGAUGCUUGCCUUCUGAAUCCCACAAAGAAACAGUUAAAGUCAACAUACUCUCGCAGAGACAGUUUGAAAGCAAGGUCUGUGCCAGGAGAUUUGCUUAAACAUAUGCUGAAACAGAAAGCUGCAGCAGAGUUGAAAACUCCCCAUUUUUCACUCAGUCUAAAUGAAAAUUGGGAGCAGAAUAGAUCUGAGAUAGAUUAUCUAGAGAGAAAGUCAGUGUCAGACACUGUGGGUUUGUCAAGUGGUGUCCAUAAUGACAAGGAUUUGUUAGACAAAAGGAGUCACAAUGAGAAAGAAAUAGCAGAGUACAGCCAUAGAACACCGGGUUAUGGUGCCUUCAGCUUCUCCAGUCUCUCAAAGCUCAUCAUUCCAGAAGAAGAUGAAGAUGAGGCUAAUAUUGUUUUGACUAGACAGAGGAAAUCAGAUGUAGAUUUCAGGAGGCAUCACAAGAUGACGCCUUCUAAACUGGCUUUGGAGUCCUCUUUACGGAGACAGUGCAAGUCCUUGUCAGAUGUAAAACAAGGGAAAGGAGAAAGAGUAGUCAUAGAGAAAGAGGAGAAAAUGAUUGAAAAAGGACAGCUCAGUAGCAAGGAGAACCAAGAAUCACAAUCAUAUACAUCUCCUCCUAGUUUGUUAAAGAAAACUGAACAAAAGCAGCAUCUGAAAGGCAUAGAUAAAUCUGUGGGUUAUGGAGAGAUAAGUUUUACUGCACCUUCAAAACUGCUUCUGAUGUCAGAAAAUCAAGAGAAAUGGCCUGACUCUAAGCAGCCAGAGAGAAUCCUCUCAGCUUCUUCUCUUGAAAAGAGACCAGUUCGGGACAAAAACAGAAGAAGAUCUUUGGGGGAAAUUCAGAAAGAGGGAUAUGGAGAGGUGGAUUUUAAUUCUCCGGUGUUAGUUCUGGAGAGUCUUAGAAUUCAUUCAGAUACAGAGGUAGAGGCUAGUGAAGCUAGUUCAGAUAGUGGAAUGCACAGUGAAAACAAGUCACUGGAUCUGGAAAAGAAAGGAUCAUCUGCUGAAGUAAUGAAUAAAUCUGUUACACAAGACUCUGAAAGUCAUGGCACUUCAUCAGAGGAGACACAAAAUCAAGAAGAAGAGAAAAUUGAUACAAAUAUCGACAUGGCAAACACCAAAAAACUUCCCGCUGUAAACACAGAAAUAGAGGCAAUUAAAACAAUGCUACAGCAAAAACUUGAUGAGCAAUCCACUCUGCUUGAGAAACAAAGUUUGCUGUCUGCAGUUAUAUUACAAUCGUUGAAGAAGGGCAACUUAUUAGAAGGGGAUCUUCAGACACUUAUUUCUCUGCACAGUGCUGGUAUCAUAGACUUGGAAAAGUCAACUCCAAAAAACAUUCUGAGGAUUCAACAAAUGCAGGGAGAUGAUAAUGGAAAACUUCAAAACAAAAAGGUACCUAGUGGGAAAAUGUCUUUAAGUAGACCACAGGGACAAAGACAUGUGGAUCCAUCAUUACCCUCUGAAGUGUUGAAAAGAAAGAUUGAAAAAGAAAUUAGGGAAAAGGUAACAUCAGGAACAAUUAGACGACACAGUCGCAAUGAUUCUAUUGAUAAAGGAUAUGAAAGUGGGGUAGAUACCAGUGUCCACACAGAGAAUGACAUCACUGCCCAUUUCACAGGCAAGAAGGAAUUAAUGAAGAAAAGCAAAGAAAAUAUUUACCAGCACAAAAGCGAUUCCAGAAGAUUCUGCUUUACCAGUGCUACAGGGAGAGAGGAAACAGAGGAUGUGGAUGAUGUUAUUGAUGUUCUCAAUCCAAGCUCUGUCUUCAGCCAGUCAUAUACUAGUGGAACUAGUAUGGAGGAGUUAGACAUGUUAGCUCCGGCUAGCUCAGGGUACACCUCCUACACAGACACUAGACAUGAUAAUUCUAGAUCCUCUGGAGGAUCCAGCAGUCUUCUGGAUGACUAUGAAGAAGAGCUCAUCUCCUUUUAUGAUCAAGAGGACUAUGCCUCAAAGAAUUUGCAGUCAUUGUCAAAUCAGGAUGACAGAAUAUAUGAAAUGGGAAGCAAUAUACAAUUGUACAACUUCAGUCCACAACCAAGUAAAGAAAGGCUCACUGUGCCAAAUGUAGGUUUUGGUCCAUCUAAUGGUUUAAAGUCUGAAUUUUCUGCAAAAGAAAUUAAUGCAGAACCUGGUGCUGAGAUAUAUGGGUUGAGGUAUCCAAAUUCAAUCCUAAGCAAAGAUGUCAGAUUCAAAGAUAGCCCACUGUACCUUGACAACCUCGGAUCUUACAUAAGUGACUCAAGGGAGUGUGCCUCAUCUGUUGCCUCCUUCCCUCACAUAGACAGCAUACAGAUUACACAUAAUCCCAGCUUCCAAGCUCUAUCUGAUGAUGGGAAUGAUGUCCAGGAAGAGUCAGAGGAACUUCUGCACCUUCCACCAAGAAGGGUGACUUCUAUACUAGACUUCCUUAAGUUGUUGUACAGCAGGAACCCUGAGUUUGUGAGGCAGUCCUUAAGCAGUGCAGACUGUGAAUAUAAGACUCUUCGGCAGCUUCUCUAUACAUUCUCCAGUACAUCAGGGGAUGACUAUUUCACUGGUGAUUUCCUACAGUCUCCUAGGAAGCGAAGUCUCCCUUCUGUGAGCCCUAGGAGUAUGACCCCAGAGGCCCGCAGCUGGCUCAUGGAAAAGGAAGUCUUGGAGACUCAGACUCGAAAGUUACAAAUGGAGGUCUCCACACUUCACACGGAGAACAAAGUCCUCAAAGAGAGGCUCAACAGAGCACAAGCAACAGUGGACAGUCUUGAAAGUGAACUUGUAAACUAUAGGGAGGAGGUAAAGAAUGUCCGUAUAACACUUCAGCAGCAACAGACAGAGGCUGAUAGGAAAGCUAAGCUGGAGAUGUCAGAAGAAUACGUCCACUUACAGUCACAGAUUGAGGGUCUGUACCAAGAAAAUAUGGAACUUAAGGGAGAGGUGGCAAAAUUUGAGAAGCAUUUGGAAGCCGCAGAGAAAGCAUCAAACCAGGUUCAACUAAGUGCAGAAAAAACUAAAACGCUGCAGGCUUAUAAGAUGGAAGUCUUGACCCUAAAAGAGGAAGUUGGAAGAGUUAAGGCCCUUCUGGAACAAAGUGAAAAUCAUCUUCAUGAAGAGGAAGUCAGGAGUAAAGAGCUGAGUCAGCAAAUGUUACGUCUGACGGAAAUGAAGAAUCUCCUCCAACAGCAGAUUGACAAGGGAGGGGGCGGAACAGUGUCUGAUAAACAGAUCAAGUCUUUGGAGAAACGUCUGAAAAUCACAGAGGAGCGGCUCCAUCAGGAGCGGGCAGACAGAGCUAACAAUCUGUCUGAAGUAGAGGACAAACUAUUGACAGAGAAUGCCAGACUACAGGCUGUGGAAAAAGGACUUAACAGACAACUGCAACGAGAAAAAGACAAAAACCGGAACUUAGAGAACAAAGUCAAAGACAGUAGGGAAGAGGUCGAGAAACUCCGAUUGGCUCUCCCUUUUGACGAGUCAACUCUGACCUCAGCUAAAAGUGAAGAGUAUGACAUUCCUUACAGUUUACACAGUAAUCAACGAUACGAAAAUAAAAAGACACCAGAUUAUAAGUAUGUCAUGGGGCAAGUGGAGCAACAGUCUGGCCUUACCAUUGGUCAGGAAAAAGAGGUCAUAUGUCACCUCUGGAGUACAAGGGAGACAACCUAUCAGCAAUUCCGGCAUUUACAAUUCAUUCUUCAAGAUUUAAAACUCCCAGACAAUGAUUUAACUGCUGGUUUGAAGCAACUCCGAGACCUGAAGAGUCAUUACGAGACCAGGCUUCAACAAGUUGAAGAGGAUUUGCGGGACUCUCAGACACAACUGGCCACAUUUGAAACAACAUACAAAGAACAACUGAACACACUAGUGAAGGAGAGACAUGAUUCUUUUGCCCGUCUGAAAACAACAGAAGACCUGCUGGAGGCUCUCAGAGGAGAAAAUGAGAUUUUAAAAGCUAAUGUUGCGGGGUCUGUAGGAUCCCACAACAGUAAUGGCAGAGACAGUCAGAUAGAUGCACUGAAUAUAGAGAUAACAAAUCUAGAAAACAAAAUUCACCACCUGCAGACAAAUAAUCAAGUUUUAGAGGGUGAGUUGAAGACUCUGCGAGUUCAGUUGGAGGCCAAAGAGAAGGCGUUAGAGGAUGUCCAGACAGAGGCAGAUCUUGCUCACAGUCGCCUUAACAAUACAGAUGCCAUCGAGCGCAGACAGCAGAAGAUUGAAAAACUCACUUCAGAGAAUCAAAACCUACAGGCAGAUAUAAGAAUUCUGAAAGAGAAGAAUAAUUUUCUAAGUGAUGAAAAGAAACGUAGUGAUACUGAUCUAGCAAAUUGUCAAAAGGAGCUCAAUGUGUUGAAAACAAGUCAGAAAGAGGGCAAGGCUGGAGACCUAGCAGAUAACAAGUUUGUUCAGUCCUUACAAGAAGAACUACAGCAAAAAGAUGUCCAGUUAAAGCGGUCAUCACACGAAUUACAAACACUGGAGAGUGAGUUACAACACACACGCCAUGCCAUGUACAGUGAACAGGCAUCCAUGGCUAACUUACAGGCUCAGGUGCAGAGUCUAAAGGAUCAGUUGGAGCAAAAAACCUUGAUGCUGGACACAUUAGGAGGAACUGAGUCAGACUCACAAUCUCACUCAAGCUCAUUGAAGGAAAUGCUAGAGUCCAUGUCUAAGGAAGUCACACUACUCCAGACUCAGAAUAAGACACUGCAGGCAGAAGUCAACAGAGAAAAAAGCAGGUGUGAGGUGCUUCAAGAGGAGAUGACCAGAACUAGUAGUCAGUCUGGGUCCAGUGAAAGGUCAGGGCUUGAGCUCCAAAUCAAACAGCUGGAGGAGGAAAGAGAUAAGCUCCAGGAACAGCUUCUAGAGGCAGCCAAAGCUAGUGAGGAAUUAACACAGAAUGUGAUUGAUGCUCAGUCAGAGGCUCAAAGGCUUCAACAAGAGCUGAGCUCAGAACAGGCCAAGCUCCUACACAUGUCAGCUCAAAAGGGAGAGCUGGAACAACAUCUUGAGGAGAUAGCUGAGGAACAUGAUGCCCUUAUUCAGGAGAAGACACAGAAUGAGGAGGAUGUGGUAAAACUGGAGAACAAGCUCCAGGAGAUAGUACAGACGUUUGAGGUGGACGCACAGCGCCAACACAACAACUUCCAGACUCACUAUAGUGAUAUUCCACCAGAACUUAGGAAGAUGGCUGGGGAGCUUGAUUCUGUUAGAACUCUACUGGAUGCUAAGAAUGGAGAGUUGGAUAUGCUACAAGACAAGCUGUUUCGUCAGAACAUGGAGGCAGAAUUUCUACAGAGGCGUGUUGAGUUACUGAGCGGUGAGAAUCAGUGUAAUCGUGAAGACAUUGCCCGUUUGACCAGGGAACUGGCCAAUAAGAUUAAGGAGGCUAGCUCCUUGAGAGAAAUGAAUCAGUUGCUGGCUAGGGAGAGAAGUAAAAUCCAAAGGCAGAGGGAAACUGAGGAGAGAGAAAAGAUAUGGGAGAAAACACACAAUGAGAAAUAUAGGAAGGAAGUGUCUGAUGUCAUACAUAAGUUAGAGGAGGAAAAGAAAUUUUCCUCCAGGAAUGAUAAGGAGGAACUGAAGUCAACCAACCAGAGACUGGAUUUAUUAUCCUCAGAAAAUGAGAAAGUCCUCAAUAGUCUAAAUGUUGAAAAACAGGCUACAGCGCAGCUCAAAGCUGACUUACAGAAAUAUCAGAGGGAGUGUGAGGAAUUAAAAGAACAGCUUCAUGUUGUUACAUUGGAGUUGGAAACAGCCAAAGCACAGCUAUCAGCUCGAGAUGAAACUAUUGAGAGUAUGAAACAAGACAAAGGGGCAUUUUACCAAGAGUAUGAUAGUAUGUGUCGGAGACUGGCAGAAAAGGAUGAGAAAAUUCAGAACCUUCAGCUUAAAUGUGAUAAGACUGUAGAAAGUCUGAGGGAAGAGCUCUCACAGCAAAAACUAAACCUCGAACAGGAACGGACCUCGACAGAGAGUGACCUAGAUAAAGCCAAAGAGUCCAUCAAUAACUUAAAUGAGGAAAUCAAACAGAAAGAUGCUCAGCUGGUGACUUUUGGAAGAGCCCUGCAUGAGCUAGAGGAACUCACAAAACAAAAGCAUGAGCUAGAACACCAGGUUGAGAAGCUUACAUUUGACUGUAGCUCUGUGAAACAAUUAUUACAGAAUCAUCAAAGAGAGAUGGAAUCUCAACAGAGCACCAUUAACAGGAUGCAGGAAAUCCAGGCCAAACUUCAGGUGGAGAAAACCAGGCUAACUGACCAGCUAAAGGAGGAGAAUGUGUCCUCCACUCGACAGAUACAGGAACUGGAAAAAUCUAUCUCAGACCUCAGGUCUCAUCAUGAGGGGGAGAAGGCAUACCUCAAGGAGAAUCUAUUGCAGGCCCAGUCUAAAAUGCAGGCAAUGGAAAACAGUCUGGCUUCAGCUGUUGAGUCACGAGACAAACUCCAGAUGACCAAUCGUAUGCUAGAACACUCCCUGGAGGAGACCAAAGCCAAACUUCAGGAGGAGACAACGUGUUAUAGGGUCGCUGACAAGAAGUCGGAGAGUCUACAGACUCAGCUUAAUGACAGCCGCAGGGAGAGGUUUUUGACUGAGGACAAAUUGAACCAGUGUCAGACCAGUCUGGUCAAACUGGAGAAGGAGCUGAGGACAGAGAAGGACAGAGGACUAGAACUGGAGGAGAGGAUUCAGGAGUUAGAGGCAGUGUCUGCCACACAGCAGUCCUCACUGAAGGCUAAACAGGAACAGGUGGAGGUAUUGCAGACUGAGAUUGGCAAAUUGAGACAGAUUAUUGAUGGACAGAAACAACAGCUGGGUGGAAAGCUGAAGAAGUCGACUCAGGAGUUCAAACAACAGCUAGACCUGAUGGAAAUGGAGAAAGAGCAAUUAUCGAAGCAGAACCAGCAAUUAACCUUUGACCUGGAAAAGGCAAGGGAGACAAUUCAGAGCAAAAACAAAGAGAACCUAAAGCUCCAAGAGGACAUCUUGAAUUUGGAAGACCAGAUCAGGGAGAGGUCCUCAAAAUUGAGAAAAGUGGAGGACAACUUGAAAGUGGAGGAGGAAAUUCAGUCUAAGCUGGCCUCCAGAUACCAGGAGCAGGAAGAUGAGGUGAAGCGGCUGAAGAACUUCCUAACAAAGAAGGCAGAGGAAGCCACAGACGCAGACAAAUCCAUGUGGCAAGACAUGUCCAAAGUCAUCCAAGACAUGAGUCUAAAGAUGCAGCAGCACUUUGAAGGAGCUAAGGAAAGAGAAAACCAACGAGAACAGGACCUCAAACUCAUCAAAAAGUAUAAAAAGCAGGUACGCGACCUGGAAACUGACCUUAGCACAGAGAGAGCGGUGCACACCAUUACAAAGUCCUCACUACAGGCUCUAGAGGAGGACUGCCGGAGAUUGAGGAAACAGUUCAUGUCCUCUAGGAGGAGAGACCAGUCCUCAGCUGAAAAACCUUCAAAAUCACGUAUGGAAGCAAUCAAUGAGAUAAUUGCUCGUUCUCAGACCCAAGCUCAGAACAUGCUGGCAGCAGGUGGAUAUUUUGAAGAAACACUACGCAGCAUCACAACUCCUCGAGGAGGGAAUUACAACUAUCAUAACAAUGAUGGUUCCCCAGAUACAUCUAUAGCCAGUGACUUUUCCUUUAACAGUGUUUCCCCAGCUGUCAUGGCAGCCUAUCCUUCACAAGCCAAAUCCCCUCGCAAGUAGACUCCUACUCCAACACUGUGCUCCAUUUUCAAUCCGUUUUCAAAUCAGAACAUUUAAGCAGAAUCAUGUAUUUUCAAUUUUCAAGAUGAAUUUCUUUGUAGGUAAUCAGGGAAAUACAUAUUUAUGUGUUUCUUUUAUAGCAUUUUACAAUAAAAUCAAAAAAGUAUGCAUUUUUUGCACAAUUUUUAUAUUUUGAAAUUUUUUUUUCCCAAGAAGUAAAUGCAGUUUUUGACAAAUCAAGGAAAACUUUUCUGCUAGAAAGAGUAAAUAAGUUGUUGACUUUAAGUUGAAUGUGCAAUACUUUACACAGCAUUCCUUUGUUACAACACGUUCAUAAUAUACCACAACAUUGUGUAGAUGUUUAUUUGAAUCUGACUGCCGUCCAUUCCUUUUUGUGUUAAAUUUCUGUGAUUUAAUAUUAUUCAUGGUUAUUAGGGUAGAGUAGAUUUUAAAGGUUAUACAUUUUAUUUUAUUUUUUAAAUAUGGAAAUUAUCUUUCAGUAUUUACAUUCCUAACAAAGUCUAUAUUUAGUAACUUAUAUAAACAGUGUAUUUUGAAGAUUAUUUAUCUCUUGGGCUAUAACCAAUUAGCAACUCUACUAUAAAUCCGUCCUAAAUUAAAAUAAAUUUAUAACUGACACCCCUGGAGCAUUUUGGCAAAGCAUAACAACUGCAAUAUUAGACAACAGAGUUAUGACAAAGUAAAAUACAGUCAUUGAGUUUCCUUGUGUUCAGGUUGCAAUAUUCUGCCCCCUUAGUGUCUUAUUUUUCAUCUGUCACAUGAUAUUACAGAAUGUGUUCUUUAUUGAAAUAAAAGAGGAUUGCAAAUAGAGGCCAAAAUCAAAACUAUCAUACACCAUUACUUGCCAUUAACCACUCAAUAAUACUUUUAUUUAAGGUCUUCCAGCCAUUAAUUGUAGGGAACAUUAUAGUGUUGAUCAUUAUUAUUUUGAGUAUUUACUAUAAAGUGUCUUAGUUCUUUAUUUGUUUGAUAAGGCAAGUAAGAUAAUUAUUUUGCUCUCUAUCUAUUUAUGUUGAAUCCUGCUUAAGGAUUGCAUUUGGCUUUGGUUGUUAGGAUUUCAUUUUUUAUUUAUAUAAGUAUAUACACACUGUUAAUCUAUAUUUACACAAUAAAUGUUAACUGCAAUAU
This is a messenger RNA of Saccostrea echinata, 9945 nucleotides long. RefSeq lists its product as uncharacterized. The record is from RefSeq and is a predicted model, not a curated record. The transcript has 34 exons. Bases 1 to 8796 code for a protein of 2931 amino acids. NCBI's taxonomy places the organism in Eukaryota, Metazoa, Mollusca, Bivalvia, Ostreida, Ostreidae.